UAUGCACAUUUACAUCGUACUUACCAGAAGGGAUGGAUGUUACUAUUUUACUGAUUACAUUUCUUUAUAUGUUAACUGGUUACGACUGUAGCCAUUUCCGAGGCGGUACAAUUAGUUGGAGACCUACCGAAAAAUAUUUGGAGGUCCAAUUUACAGAUAAAUUGGGUUGGACAUACGGAAGCGGCGCUGGAUGUACGGAACUUCUCUCUGGUCAAUAUGUGAACAGAACAAAUUUUGCAUGGAGAUGUAUAUCAGGGUGCAAGACAUUGGCAACAAUAUCCUCGGCCGGUUAUACUUGUAGCUCGGCAAGUCAGCCACAUAACUGGGAGCAAGGGGAAUAUACAUUUGCAUAUACCUUUGAUCAUGCUGGGAUAUUUACAAUUCAAUACAGCGGUUGUUGUUGGAUAAGUCUAGAUUUUGGGUCUGGAGGAAAUGGAUGGAAUAUAUCUACUCAAGUGGAUUUACGGAAACGGUCAGAUAUAGAUAAGCCAAAUUCUAGCCCGGCUUACACUGGAUAUCCAAUAUACAGUGUAAAAUUUGGAUGCGCCACUACGAUAAAGCUACAAGUUUCGGACGAUGACAACGAUAACAUCCGAUGUAAAUGGGCAAGCGGUACCGAUUGCGGAUCUGUUUGCAACGCCAUUCCAAACGCUGUUUUAAAUGAGAAUGCCUGCACCUUAUCUUUCAAUGCAACUCAUAAAGCCGGCGGAAUAUAUGCCGUGGCUUUGAUGAUCGAAGACACACCCAAGAAGGAUAUACAGAUUGGCGGAGUAACAUAUAAAACGACAGAUGUCUUAUCUAGGGUUCCUGUCCAAUUUCUCGUCGAAACUCCGAGUAUCCCAUCUCGACAGUGCAAUGAUAGACCAAAGUAUAUUCUCCCUACACCAUCAGGAACGGUGGAUAUAAACCAACGAGCUGGAACACAACUUGUUAUCAAUUACUAUGUGCAAUCGAUCGGUGCAAAUGUGUCUUCAUUCGCUCUGGCUGGUCCACCUGGAAUUAAAAAGUCCCCAAUCAGUGCUGUAACUGGACAAACAGACGUUUAUAAAUUUUCAGUCACUUGGACACCUUCUUUGACUCAAACUGGACACCACGCAUUGUGCGCUGAUGCAACCGAUUCUUUUGGAAUUAGUACAGAUCCCCACUGUGUGCAGAUUAUCGUUUUCGAUGUCAACCCUUGUGACAGUGACCCAUGCCGAAAUGCUGGUACUUGUAAUCGAGAUGUUGCAACAGAUGGGUUUACAUGCUCAUGUGUUGACGGCUUCACAGGCACAUUGUGUGAAACUGACAUUGAUGAAUGUCAGAGUUCUCCGUGCCAGAAUGGUGGAACAUGUCUAAAUCUUGUGAACAAAUACAUAUGCGAAUGCGUACCAGGGUAUACAGGAACUGUUUGUGAAAUAGACAUAGAUGAGUGUCAGAGUGGACCUUGUAACAACAAUGGGACAUGUUUCGAUCUCAUUAACAGUUUCUUUUGCGGUUGUUUUCCUGGUUACACAGGAGAGGAAUGUGAAAUAGAUAUCGAUGAAUGUGCUACUGGACCAUGUCUAAACGAUGGCAAUUGCACGGAUCUUCUUGGCUACUUUAAAUGCAACUGUAAGGAAAGAUUUAUUGGUGAAAUUUGUCAAACAGGUUUUAAUCCAUGCAGUUCAACACCAUGUAAGAAUAAUGGGGUUUGUAAGAUCCAGAAUGGUACUGUUUACACUUGCACGUGCGUUGAUGGCUGGGAAGGUAUAAACUGUGCUUUUAGGCGUCAAGAAGGAAGCUUUUUUAAUACCAGCAGCAUUUAUUUGGAUGAUAAAAGGAUGCAUUACUCUGAAUGUGACUGUUACGUUGGUCGUGCAAGGCAAGAAUUGUGCACCAAAUACGAGUCCGGGGCUAGCAUUGGAUAUGGUGCUUUAGGGACUUUUCUUGGAAUACUAACAGUAAUAGGGCUAUAUGCUUUAUUUGAGUUUAUUCUCAGUAAGGACCUUCUAUGUUGCUGCGUGGAAAAGGGAAAACAGACGGAAGAAGUAAAAGUAACAAACAAGGUUGAAGAAAACGACAAAGACGUUCCUGAUGUUAAGAUCAUUCCAAUGAUCGAGGAGACGAAAUCUAAAAGAAUAGGUCAUCACACAACUGGUCAUAAGCAUAGAAAAUGUUGGGCAUGUGAAGUCAAAUAUAACGGUGUUCCUCCACCGAAAUUCUGGUAGCCUCAAAAGAUAACUUAUUUCUUUACCCACUUUGCAAUAAGAAUACGUUUCUAUGAAUACGCAAAAUAGAUAUUAUUUAUAAUAAUAAUCAGAUUGGGGUCCAGUUUCAUUUAAAAUGAAAUUUAUGUUUCUAGUUAUUAUUUUGAAUAUC
Molecule: messenger RNA, 2340 nt
Organism: Ruditapes philippinarum (Manila clam)
Lineage: Eukaryota; Metazoa; Mollusca; Bivalvia; Venerida; Veneridae
Product: integrin beta-like protein C
Exons: 14
Coding region: 33-2189 (718 amino acids)
Molecular function (GO): calcium ion binding
Source: RefSeq, a predicted model, not a curated record